This is a messenger RNA of Closterium sp. Naga37s-1, 2997 nucleotides long. The record is from the annotation of a GenBank genome assembly. NCBI's taxonomy places the organism in Eukaryota, Viridiplantae, Streptophyta, Zygnematophyceae, Desmidiales, Closteriaceae.
AUGUCCACGUGGGAAGACAGGGUCCGCGCUCGCACGGAGCGGCUGUGUCAGCUGCCGGACACAUCACUCGAGGAGAUCGAGACCACGUCAGCACAGCUGAGGCGGCUGCUGGAGGAGGGAUGUAGCGCGGGAUGCGCAAGUUCGCGGAAACCGACGGCAGAAAAAGGAGACGCAGUAGAAUUCGGGCCUCCUGCGGCUCGCUCUGCCGUGAAUGGCGCUGCGGACGCUGUUGGAGAAGACUCGGAAAGAGAGGGCUAUUCAGCUCGAGAGCAGAGUCGGGAGCGCGCCAUGUGGCACGUGCUGCAGCUGCUGCUGUCAAGUCACAAGGCAUCACUCCUCAUCGAUCGUGCCUUGUGGGAAAUCCUCCACUUCCUAUCCUCGCCUCUUCCCUCCUCCCUCCCCUCCCUCCUCCACUUCUCCUCCUUCCCUCCCUCCUCCCAUCCUUCCUCUCCCUCCUCCUCGCCAUCCCACAUACCACCUGCACCAGCGGACGACUCCCCUCGCUGCUGCGCACUAGCAUGCCGGGCAGUGGGGGAGGUGGCAUCUGGGGCACGCGACACCCGCGAGGUGCAUGCUGCUCUCGUGGAGGGGCUGUCUGGGGCCUUGAGGCGGGCUGCACUGGUGGGGGAGUGGGAGGGAGAGGGAGAAGGGGGGAAAGGGGAGGAGGGGGGAGGGAAGGAAGAGGAGCGUUGGAGCAGCGAUCUGGCGUCGCUUGGGACCCAGCUAGCCCUCUUGACCGGGCUGCAUACCUCUCUGCCCCGCAUCCCCCGGCAGCGCCAUCGCUUCUUCAUCGACUUGGCGCCGCUCCUCCUGCACCUCGCCCAGCGGGCCUCACACCAUGCCGUGCUGCCAUCUCUCCAAACAGCGCUGCCCGCACCACCACCACGGCCACCGCCCCACACACACACACCCCUUGCUCCCUGCACCACCAGCUCUCAAACUCCCAAAUCCACUCCUUCUCUCCCCUCGCUCUCCCCUCUUUCGGCCGAGCUCUUCCUUCCUCCCCCUCCUCCCAGCCCCUUCGCACCACCACCACCGCACCCCACCCCUUCCAUCACACCACCCAUGCAAGCCACUCCUCAUAUCACACCGCCUGCUCCCUCCGUCCCUCCCUUCCCUCCCGGCAAUCGCUCCAUAAUUCCACCACCAUCUCACAUCACUCCUGCCAUCACACUACCUGUGCAAGCCACUCCUCAUAUCGCAGCAGAUGCUCCCUCCAUCCCUCCCUUCCCUCCCGGCACUCUCUCCAUGAUCCCACCCUCACCUCACGUAUCUCCCGCCAUCCCACCUCCCAACCCCACCGCACCUGCUCCCACCCCUUUCGUAUCUGCUCCCACUCCACCUGGUCCUGCCCCCACCAGCACUCCCCCCUUCCCUCCCGGCACCCGCUCUAUCAUCCCAGACCUCCUUCAAACUCCCAGCAGCACCACAGAGGCAGCAUGGCUGAUAGAAGCAGGGGCGCAGGCACAGGCACAGGCACGGGAACGGGCACAGGCAUCAGCAGCAGCAGCAGCAGCAGCAGCAGCAGCAGCAGCAGCAGCAUCAGAGCAGGCUCGAUCGGUGGUGCUGAGAGCACAACAGGUGGUGCUGCCAGUGCCAAGGCGCCCUCUCUCCUCCCCUCCGUGGCCCUUCUCUCUCUCACUGUCUGCCACUCCUCGUCCCACCUUCACGUGUAACGACUCCACUGCCGUAGAAACGGUGACACGUGUCGCGUCGUCAUUGGCCAGCGUGAUGAUGUCAGCGAUCGGCUCAUCUGCGCUGCGCCGGGCGGCACACCGCGCCAUGCUGGCAGUGCUGCGGGCGGCGACGACAGAUAAGGAGCGCCUGGAGUGCGUUAAGAGGCUGAUUGUGGAAUACAGAGAAGAGAGCAUGCUGGUCGCUCUCCUCGUGUCAUUCGCCAAGGACGAAGUGGACCUAGCAUGGCCUCGCUUGCUGCACUCUGCUGCACCAUCCACGUCAGCCCCCCCACCGUCCACGUCAGCCCCAGUUUCACCGCCUUCAGAAGCACCCACAAGCUCCCCCCUCCACCACCCCCUCUCCCCUCCCCCUCUCCCCACCUUCGCCUCUCCAGCCAUCCUCUCCCUACUAGACGUUCUCCUGGACCCCUCAGCUUCAACCCUCCGUGCCGCCAUCGCUACUCAUGCCCGCUCCCCCACUGCUAAACAACCCUCGCCGCCCAUCGCCUUCCGCCUGCCGGAUCACUCAGAUGCCCUCACUGCAGCGCUCAACCUCCUGCGCUUCCUGCUCCUCAGAGAGCAACAAGCCACCACCACCAUUCACUCCCCCGCCCCCCUGCCCUCUCCUUCCCCCCCGCACUCACUCCUCUCCCCCACAUCGCUCCGCACCAAGCCCAGCCUGUAUCGCGCCCGAAAAUGCUGGCUGCUGCCUCUGCGCUCUUCCGCCCUCGCCGCUCGGGAAUCCCUCGAAUCCAGGAGACCACGGGUGGCUGGUAGAGCAGGGAAGGGUAGGGGGAUAGGGUGUGGGCACGGGAAACAUGGGCAUGGAGGGGAGAGGGACUUGGGAACAGGCACGAGUGGGAAUGAAGAGAGGGGGAGAGGGAAUGAGGAUGAGGAGGAGGAUGAGGAGGAUGGGGAGGAGGGGGCAGAUUCCCUGGAGGAGCAAGCAUGGGUGCAGGAGUGGAUGGGAGUGGAGACGGCGCUGUCACUGGUUGCCAGAUGCCUGGAGCUUGUGGAGGCUGACGUAGAUCUACCAAAGGCGCUUCCACCUUCCCCCGACCGUCCAGCAGCCGCCGUAGCGAUGAGGCGCUCCAAGGUCCUCCUGGUCCUCCUCGCCCUCUCGCUCGUCGUAUCCCACUCGCUGACGCAGCCGUGCCGCGCGAAUGAGAUCGAUGCUGAGGACGACGCCGACGAUGAUUUGUUGGAUGACGUCAGCGUGGAUUCCGCCGCGUCGCCUCCUGGUACGUUGGAGAUUUCAGGAAAUUCUCUUAAGAAGCUCCCCAUGGUCGUUUCUCUCCUUGCCGCCCGGCGAGGGUGGUAA